AUGUUCAGAGUUAUAGGUGCCCUUACCGGCUCUGGAAACUAUGCAGAAAUUAGUCAAGAAGAACGAAGCCAGAAAAUCCUUAGCCAAGCUCAUGACUUUGAGGUAGCAUUGCAAGCAAUGGAUUAUGUCCUGGAUGACCAUCCAGGAAAGGGCAUGAAACUCUUGGAAGGGGCUGAAAACAGCGCGGAUGGUGAUGAUCGUAGUGUCAGCGUGUUGGCACGCGGUGUAAUAGAGUUCCUGGAAGCCACUCUUGGAUUCGAAUCAAGCGUCAUGAAAAAGGCCGCAGCAACACUAGCAGAGGCGCAACAACUAUCUCAAAAAAGAAGGCAGUACUUCCAGAAAAUCAACUUAAAAACGAGCUCGUUGUAUCCGCCAGGAACUGAAUAUGCUGUCACAUUUACGGAAGCUUGUUUGCUCCACGCCUUACUGAUGCUUUUCAGUGAGAGCAUGGUGGAAAGUGCAAAAGCAUUGUUUAAGUUGAGAAAGGCCUACCACAUGCUACAGGAGGUUCUGAACGACAUCAAAGCUGCCAAAUUGAAGGCUAAGUCACCUUUGUACGCCCAAGAUGCCAACGAAUCCUUUGCGUCCUUUACUGCUGAUGAUACUACGACCUUUAAUUCCGUAGACCUUCCUUAUCAAUUAACGGCUCAGGAGCAACACGAUCGUGAGUUGAUGAAGUUAGCAGAAGAUGUAUACCACAUGCGAAAGAAAAGACUACAAGGCGCACAUAUUGGCAACUCGCCUGCUGCCGAGAGGCUUAGAACAGACCUGGGUUUGCAGGCUGUAAGAGAUCUGUCAAGCAAAAAAAGAGUCAAGAAACCAGUUUCCCUGUCACAAGAAGAAAUAGACAAAGAUCAAGCCACAAUAGACGAGUUUAUUCAUUCGGGUGUCAAUUUGUGCUUUGGCAUUUUGCAAGUUGUCCUUUCCCUUAUCCCACCAGCUAUUGGUGCCGUGCUUUCUGUUGUUGGAUUCCACGGAUCGAGAGAAGAAGGCCUGCGAAUGAUCUGGCGAUCUUCAAGAGAUCGUAAUAUACAUGGUGGAAUAGGUCUUUUGUCUCUAUUAUUCUACUACGAUGGUCCUUUCCAGUUCACGGACGUAGACUUCGACAUCCCUCCAACCAGUGGCGAAAUCGCAAAGACUUCGUCCAAUGACCUUGAUGGGCCAACACUCCUUCAUCCUGGAAAAAAACUAGAAGAUUUACUACUGCGAGCCAGAGCUGUAUUUCCAAACGGUGCUCUGUGGCUUUUGCAAGAAGCGAGGAUGUUAUCUUCGAAGGGAAGGCCUCAAGACGCAGUCGACUUGAUGGAUUCGAUCGAUGUCAAUGGCAUAGAGAUGAAGCAAGUCAAGGCCUUAAUGAUAUUCGAUCGAGCUAUGAUUCUUGUUAAUCUGCACAAAUUUGAAAGGGCUGCUGAAGAUUUACUUUCACUUUUAGACGUGAGCGAAUGGUCUCACUCGUUAUACACCUACUUCGCAGGCUGUUGUUACUUGGAAAUGUACAGGAUGUGUCAAAUGGGACUUUUCGACGAUGCCAAGAUGGCUUUUUUCAAAGAGCGCGCGAGAGAACUGAUAUUUGGUUCCCCAGAACUCGCCGGAAGGAAGAAGUUCAUGGCCAAAAAUAUGCCACUGGAACGCUUCAUGCUAAGAAAGGUUGGCCAAUUCCAAAAAAACCAAACUGAGCUUCACGUAGAUGACCCACUCGAUGCUAUCGGGACUUCUCCAGUUCAUGAAUUAAUGUAUUUUUACAAUGGUUACAACAGAAUGACAGAAGAGGCUCUCACUCUCUCACAUACCCUGCUCACCACGUACAAAAAUCCCAUGGUAGAUGCCAAAGAUCCAGACCAGGAACUCCUAAGGAAUCUUCUGGUGUCUCUUACUUUGCGGAGACUCGGCAAAUUGGAAGAAGGUUGCGAACUUUUGGACAAGCAUGUUUUGCCGCAUAUUAUUGUGAUUGAGUCGGCUGAGAAGUUCAAGUAUAUACGAAAGACUGAAGAUCCUUGGGCUUAUCCAACCGCUCUCUAUGAGCGUGCUCUGUUCACAUGGAAAUUGAAGGGACUUGAUGGGCUAAAAGAGUGCCAAAUGUGGAUAACGAGAGCCCAGAACUAUGCGGAUGACUACGAACUAAGCACUCGUAUUGGUAUGACUAUUAAGGCCGCACACGAUAGACUACAGUCCUAA
Lachancea nothofagi CBS 11611 is the source of this 2175-nucleotide messenger RNA. The record is from the annotation of a GenBank genome assembly. Lineage: Eukaryota; Fungi; Ascomycota; Saccharomycetes; Saccharomycetales; Saccharomycetaceae.